AAGAAAAAAAAAAUCAUGUUUAAAAUUGUUUUUACUCUAGGUGCCGAGCCUAGCUUGCUGCAGGGUGACGCCCCAGUAAAGGGACGUCCAAAGUCCAGUGAGAUACUGGAAGAGCUGUGGAAUCAGGGCAUCAUUCCAGUGGGAGAAAGCUGGGGGAAAGACAGUGGUCCUGCAUUCUGCAUCAUGGAUGAACCCAAAGGCGCCGCUAGACGGCCUCCUGCCAGACUGAAGUCCCUGAAGGCCAGAAAGGAUCAAAGCCACAGCAAAGAGGACUUGGAUGAAAAGAUGAGGCUGGUUGAGGAGAGACGCAAGUUCAAGCAAGAUGAGCUGAAGACACGUCUAAGGACGAGCUCAGCUCGAGGUCGUAGGUCUGACCCCACCUUCACCACCGAGGACGAUACAGACCCAACCCUGAGCCCCGUGGAGUCACUGCACCUUCCACCGAUCAGCGAACCCUCUCCAGCUUCUCCUCUCCACAGCCAGAUGGCACACAAAGCAGCUAUGGGAGGACAGUGGGUCAAAGAGGCCGCAGGAGACAACGGGGGGUUUCGGGAGGGGGAAAAUGCGAGUCAAGAAGCAGAGGAGAAAGGAGAUUGCCAAGAGGGACGUGCAGAGGAAGGCGAGAUGGAGGAAGAGGAGGUGACUCAAGUGGAGGAGCUGAGGAGGAGCGAGCUCCUCGCAGCGUUAGAAGAGCUGGAGAGUGAUUCCAGCUUUCAACACGCAGAGGACAAAGACGAAACAUUUUAGUCCAUCACAUAAAGGAGCCUCUAAUCAGAGGCAAGAAGGAGGAAGAGGGCCAAAGUUUUAUCAUUUUGCACAUUCAUAAAGGAUCCAACGUGUAUAUAUGGUUGGCCACAUGGAUCUGAUUAAACAAAUGUGAAGAGCAAACCAUCUCUCUUU
Fundulus heteroclitus (mummichog) is the source of this 900-nucleotide messenger RNA. It is a transcript of the gene stmnd1, whose product is annotated as stathmin domain containing 1. The transcript is spliced from 3 exons. Lineage: Eukaryota; Metazoa; Chordata; Actinopteri; Cyprinodontiformes; Fundulidae. The record is from RefSeq and is a predicted model, not a curated record. The coding region runs from base 16 to 747 and encodes 243 amino acids.